Molecule: messenger RNA, 947 nt
Organism: Lampris incognitus (smalleye Pacific opah)
Lineage: Eukaryota; Metazoa; Chordata; Actinopteri; Lampriformes; Lampridae
Gene: sec61b
Product: SEC61 translocon subunit beta
Exons: 4
Coding region: 157-450 (97 amino acids)
Biological process (GO): intracellular protein transport
Cellular component (GO): Sec61 translocon complex
Source: RefSeq, a predicted model, not a curated record
UUGCCGUCGUGUCCCUUGUUCAAGGCGCGCGUCAUCUCUCUGCCCAAGUCUUUGCCGAAUUCGCCCCGGCUGCCCACCUUUCGUCUGACGCGGACGUCCGAGCGGAGAGGCGCAUCAGGGUCUGGCAUUCAACUCCCAUCUCGUCGCGAAGCCAAAAUGCCUGGACCAGCAGCAAGUGCAACCAAUGUUGGGGCUUCCAGCCGUUCCCCCAGCAAGACAGUAGCUCCUCGUGCAGCAGGCUCUACAGUCAGACAAAGGAAAGCGACCAGCAGUGGUACACGCAGCGCUGGCAGGACAACGGCAUCGGCGGGCACAGGGGGCAUGUGGCGCUUCUACACAGAGGACUCGCCAGGACUCAAAGUUGGACCGGUGCCAGUGCUGGUGAUGAGUCUGCUCUUCAUCGCCUCCGUCUUCAUGCUACACAUUUGGGGGAAAUACACUCGUUCCUAAACGCUGCCCCCGUGACCUCUGACUCUUCACCUCUGACCCCUGCGCCUUGACUUCUUAACACAUUGGACCUGGACCAAACAACGAAUGAAUGAACAACAUCCUUACUCCCCCGACACGACAGCAUACACCCAGACAGCCCCCUAACCUCUCCUCCAAAAUUGGGUUUUGUAUGUUCUCCCCUUUGGGUAGAUGACCUUCAUCUGCACUGAUAGGUGUCCACCUUGUUGCUUUUGAGCGUCCUGUGUGUUUACAUUCAUCUGGGAUGAGAACAAGGGAGCCGCGCUAGCCUGCCUCAGGUGCAGCGUGUGCGCUCUCCCCGCCAAGCAACAGCAGUGAGCGUGUUUCCUCCCUCACAGCACGCCGGCUCAGUGUUCACGGACAUCGCCGCCAUCGGGCCGCCAGCAACGUCUCUCUUGCUAGCCUGAGUUAGAACAUAUAGGGUUUUUGUUAACAUUUGUAUAAAAUGUAAUUGUGAUAUUACACAAUAAAAGGCUCAG